AGGAGGGACGGUAUUUCUAAGCAGGGAUGGGGAAGGCCUUUUGGCCAAGGCAUGGAUGGCAAGCCCACAGCAGGGACGGACCAGGACCUUGUCAGGAGUUAUCACCAUCACCCUUACUGACAGCCAGUUGACCCCAGCUCUGACUAAAUACCUCAGUGUGGCCAGCUGACACCAAAGAGCAGAAAUGAGCUGUCCAAGUUCAGUCCAGCCCAGAGGAUUUUGAGCAAAAGAUUCCGUGUUUGAAGAGCUGGGAUUCAGGGCAUUUGUUAUGCAGGAAUAGAUUGCUGGUACACCCAAUUAUGUUAGAGCUGCAAGAAAACCCGGGCUCCCAGUCCUCCUUACAUUCUAGACAUGCACUUUCUUUUCUAUGGUCCCUUCUUGAUCUCCUCCACCUCCAACUCCUUAAACUCUUCUACUGUGUCCUCUGACUCAAUAGAAUAUUAGCAAAAUAGAGUGGUCGUCACCACUCUCCGAACUUCAUCAUGCCGCCCAAGGAUGACAAGAAGAAAUAUGCUGGAAAGUCAGCCAAAAAAGACAAAGACCCAGUAAAUAAGUCCGGUGGCAAGGCCAAAAAGAAGUGGUCCAAAGGCAAAGUUAGGGACAAGCUCAACAAUCUAGUCCUGUUUGACAAGGCUACAUACGACAAACUCUGUAAGGAAGUUCCCAACUAUAAACUUAUUACUCCAGCCGUGGUAUCUGAGAGACUGAAGAUUCGCGGUUCCUUGGCCAGGGCAGCUCUUCAGGAGCUCCUUAGUAAAGGGCUUAUCAAGCUGGUUUCAAAGCACAGAGCCCAAGUAAUUUAUACCAGAAACACAAAGGGUGGAGAUGCCCCAGCUGCUGGUGAAGAUGCAUGAACAGGUUCAAUCAGCUGUACAUUUGGGAAAAUAAAACUUUAUUAAAUCAAAAAAAAUAUUAGCAAAAUAUUAUGUCUUCAGCCUCCCACAGAAGAUAACACAGCCUUACAUGUGAGUUGGUUUUCCUCUUUGCCCAUCACACACUGGGUAAUGUGUGGGAUGUAUGCCCCCCUCAACCCCAGCUGCCACUUCCAGACCCAUCUCCUUCCCUUUUUCCUAAAAGCUGCACUAUGGGGCAAGUCUGAAGGCCAAGGUUAGGGUCAAAAGAGACAGUGGCAAUUCUAUGAGCCUCCACCCUUAUUUGGCCCUCUGUAGAGGCAGCUGACUGAUGGAGAUAGCUGACCGAUCUUCUGAGACAGAAAGUGAGAGGGCCCUCAGGGCUGCAGGAUUUGGGGCGUAGGUAUCCAUAUGAUUGACUCUGUGUUAUAGGCAGUCAGUGCAGUAAGAGUUUAACGUGUAUAAUGCAGAAGUCAGGUGUGGGUGGGGGAGGGCAAACAGGAAAUACUCAGGGAGUCUGUGUAAAGAAUGAGAAAUGGGUACUUUCUGUCUUUGUUUAUUUUGCCCCGCUGGUUUGGGCAGUACUAGGGAUUGAAGCCAGGACCUCAUGCAUGGCAGGAAAAUACUCUACCCCUGAGCUAUACAUAGCUCCUGUCCCAUUUUCAGGUUCUGAAGGCAGAAUAGUGCCUUGGCUGAAGCUAUGAGUAUAGAAGUGUCAGAGACGUAAUAGUGUAAGCUGAG
Molecule: messenger RNA, 1592 nt
Organism: Alexandromys fortis (reed vole)
Lineage: Eukaryota; Metazoa; Chordata; Mammalia; Rodentia; Cricetidae
Product: 40S ribosomal protein S25-like
Exons: 1
Coding region: 483-854 (123 amino acids)
Cellular component (GO): cytosolic small ribosomal subunit
Molecular function (GO): structural constituent of ribosome
Source: RefSeq, a predicted model, not a curated record